UACACUAAUAUAUAAACAGGCUGUUGAUAUUUAGCCUAUGUUACACUUUUAACCGGAUGUUACCCAACAACGGAGCUGGGCCACAGCUGAAGGUGUCACCGCUGAUCGUCCGGCUUGGCGCUGUCCACUGCCCGUGGUGCUGAAAUUUGGAGCGUCAACACGUGAUGCCCUUUACUGACACCGCGGGCGCUAAAUUCUAAUUAUACGGUUAAAUAGGCCUGUUAAAUCCAACUUAUACACGUGACUCGCGCUUGAGACAAAUCUGCCAGGUGACAGAGACCAAUGGAGAAAUCAAUUUGAUCAUGUCUAUCGAUUGGAUUUUUUUUUUUUCGCUUAAUGGUUGGUUCUGGUGUGAUCGCGGGUUGCUCAUCGAGUAAUAUGAACGCAAGAAAGUGUUCUUUAGAAAGAUUAUUUAUCUACUUCAUAGCGCCUUCCUGCCAUGAGAUCAUCCACGGGAGAUCCUCUUAUGUGUAAUGGUGAAAUGUGAUCAUCAGUGUAUCCUGACAGUGCUGUCAAAUAGAGCAGUUUAUGCAGCCUAAUAAUACAGAACAUGGCGGAGGCGGUCGUUGGAGGAGGCAUUUGUGGCUCUGGUCCGCCGGGCUCGUUUCCUAGCGACGAAUACGAGUGCAAAAUAUGCUACAACUACUUCGACUUGGAUCGUCACCAUCCCAAACUGCUCAGCUGUUCCCACACCUUCUGCCUGGAAUGCCUCGAAACGUUGCACUUCCGGGAGGGUCGGGGAUGGAGAAUCGGUUGCCCAGUGUGCCGCCACCGAACUCCUUUAACGGAAUGCCGGGUCCGCAACCUCUCCGACAACACAGCUCUCACCGAAGCGCUCGCGCUUAAGAAGCACGAGCCCGAGGACUCGUCAAACGCAGAAGAAAAAACGGCUCUGCCCGCUUCUCCUGCGACCUCCGCGGAGACCGGCGGCGGCAGAUGGGAAACGUGCAAACAAGUUGCGUUCAAGACAAGUUGCGUGUGCGCCAUCUUUUCUUUCCUCUCCAUGGCGGUGCUUUUAUUUCUGGGCCUCAUUUUUGUGCAUAAUCUCAGCCACAUCAGGUCGCUCAUCCCUGUCUGCUUGUCUGUGGCCAGCAUCCUCGCCCUGCUCUCGGUUAUUCUGACUUGGUUAACCUGCAUGCUUUAUCAACCUGAAACUGAAGCAAGCAACCCAGUUUAUCUCAAUAUCAUGUGAUCACCUGGCUGCAGAGCUAAGGUACACCAACGAAACCUAGCCUGUUGAGAACAGCUAAAGGGAAUUCCUUCUUUUUUCUUUUCUUUUUUUUUUUUUUCAGUGAUUAGAAAUCUCUUAUGGUGUUUCAGGAAGUGGUAUGUUUGUGGAUAACUGCAGAAUCUCUGCCGCACCGUCUUGCUGUACUGGGACGCUUUAACUAACUAAACUGUAGUUUGCUUUGAAAACGGAAAAUUAUAUGAUAAAUUAAGCAAAUCUUUCAAGUAGCCCCUAAAGCAUUUAAAGCAUGCUGAAGCUUAGCGCUGAAAGCUGCUUUGAACAGCUGUAUGAGAAUGUGUAUGUAUCUGUGUAAAGCUAAUGGCACUUGACGGAAUUACUAUAAUCUUCUGUGCCUGUUUUCCUUAUAACUACCUCUGUGUGAUUACACUGACUCCCCAUGGUGGACCAGGGCAACAGCAGGGGAUCCCAGGUCAGUCACCCUGAGGGGACAUGAGCCUUAAAAAGAUGAGAAAAAUAACUUUGGGGUGGGAGGGUGUGAGCUUCUUUUUUUUUUUUUUUAAGUAAUGGCACAAUAGAAGUGCAGGAAACCUCCUAAAUGUCUCUAAUAAUCUGAUUGGCUAAAGACUGACCGAAUCAUUACAAUUAUGCCUAGAUCACUCUUAGAGGUUUAAGCGUAUGAGGAAAUCCACAAAAAUCAUUGGAUUUUUGUGGAUUUGUUUUAUG
This is a messenger RNA of Archocentrus centrarchus (flier cichlid), 1912 nucleotides long. Its product is annotated as RING finger protein 224-like. The transcript has a single exon. Gene Ontology annotation, molecular function: ubiquitin protein ligase activity. The coding region runs from base 551 to 1192 and encodes 213 amino acids. Lineage: Eukaryota; Metazoa; Chordata; Actinopteri; Cichliformes; Cichlidae. The record is from RefSeq and is a predicted model, not a curated record. Gene Ontology annotation, biological process: protein ubiquitination.